Molecule: messenger RNA, 1517 nt
Organism: Lolium perenne
Lineage: Eukaryota; Viridiplantae; Streptophyta; Magnoliopsida; Poales; Poaceae
Molecular function (GO): nucleic acid binding; 3'-5'-RNA exonuclease activity
Source: RefSeq, a predicted model, not a curated record
CGGCUGACCUUAUUGGGCCGUCCCACUAGCUGAAACGGGCACGCGGCUGAAUAAGUUGUACAAGGAAACCCGAUGCAAAGAAACAGAAAACGCGCUAUCACCCGCGCAAAUCCGAGUACCCGACGAAAUCUUAAACCCGCUCGAAGUCGGAGACGAGCGUAACUUGAAUCAGUGUAUAAAGGCAGGAGAGACCCGCGAGGUUGCCCUGCAGUUCCAUUAGACUGUUCUUGUGUUCCGAUCCCAGACGCUUUCCGCCGCGGAUGAUGCCGAGCAUGGCAUCGAUCUUGCCGGCGCGCGGGGGCGCAAUGCCGUCGGGGAAUCAAGCUUUCGACUACUUCUUGGUGGUGGACUUCGAGGCGACCUGCGAGAAAGACAAGCGGAUCUACCCGCAAGAGAUCAUCGAGUUCCCCUCGGUUCUCGUCAAUGGCACCACCGGCCGCAUCGAGUCCGCCUUCCGAAGAUACGUCCGUCCCAAGUACCGCCCUGUGCUGACGGAGUUUUGCGGGGACCUCACCGGCAUCCAUCAGGAGGACGUCGACGGAGGCGUGGAUCUCGGGGAUGCGCUCUUGCUGCACGACUCCUGGCUCAAGGCGGCAACGGGAGCCAGGAAAUGCAUCCGCUUGGCCGUCGUGACCUGGGGCGACUGGGAUUGCCGCACCAUGCUCGAAUCCGAGUGCCUCUUCAAGGGGAUCGCCAAGCCCACCUACUUCGAUCGCUGGAUCAACCUCAGGAUCCCAUUCGCGGCGGCGCUCGGCACCGGAGGUCGGACCACUUUGCAGGAGGCGGUCCGGGCGGCGGGGCUCGAGUGGGAGGGCCGCCUGCACUGCGGGCUCGACGACGCGCGCAACACCGCGCGCCUUCUCGUCGAGCUCAUGCGGCGCGGUGCCAAGAUCGAGAUCACCGGCUCGCUGGCACCGCCGCCGAUCCAAGAGCACGAGCAGCAACAACAACAACAGAAACCUCACGUAAGCCCGCGCUGGAUUACCAGCUCGCCGAUCCAUCAGCAGAAGCCUCACAUAAGUCCGUGCGGUGGCGCCUUGGGGGCGUGCUUCUGCUACUGUGGGGUGGCAAGCAGAGGAGGCGUUGUAGCUGUGCCAGGGCCAAUGCAGGGGAAGUGCUUCUUGGGGUGUGGCAACUGGACGCCGGCCAUGGGAGCCUUCUGCCCCUACUUUGUCUGGAGCAACUGAACGAGCAACUUCCACUGAUUGAGAUUUCAGACAAAGUUCAGAUGAUUGCUUGUGUUAACUGUAACAGUUGUCAAGAAUCGAUCGCAGCUUAAUUCUAGAGUGAAUUGGUAGCUGAGAUGAAUGUGACCUAGAUACUCUUAGCUUAGAUGAUUCUUACUGUGAGACCUAGCUAUCAUAGCCUCGGCUGAUUCUGUGUGAAUUGGUCACUCCAACCUAUCUAUUUUUUUAUGUAAUCGGUCUCUGAACUAUUAAAAUUUAAUAUAGAAGAUUUGAUUUAAGUUUCAUACUGUACUUCUUUCUUCAAUAUCGAGCAGCAAUUUUCUUCUAAUU